Molecule: messenger RNA, 2345 nt
Organism: Chelonus insularis
Lineage: Eukaryota; Metazoa; Arthropoda; Insecta; Hymenoptera; Braconidae
Source: RefSeq, a predicted model, not a curated record
AUGUCACGAUCAAAAAUACGUCAACAAUCUUUAGAACAACCUUUCAUGAGAAAGACUCCUCAAUUACAAGCUUCGGUGAGAAGACAAAAAUCAGCUGAUGACAAAAGGUCUUUUCAUUCAAAUACACCAACACAUUUAGAUAAAUCAUCAAAAUCCAAAAAAGGGAAUUCUUGGGGUUCAGAUAAAUCCAAAGUUCAAAUCGCUUGGAAUUCUCAAGAUGAUGCAAAUGUUGAAGUAAUAGCUUCAAAAAUUGGAACAGUCACAAAUAAAAAAACAAAUUUAUUAUCAUCCAUAGGAUCUUCUUCAAUUCUUGAAUCAGAUAAAGCUACAAUUUUAUAUUCUAGACAAGAAUUAGCUGAGAGGCUUCGGCUUGCUUGGAAGCAAAGAGAAGUUAAUAAAUCAAAUAUUGAUAUUUUUCUUGCUCAUGGAACUACUGAUGAUGAGUCAAGAUGUGAAUCAAGAUUGUCAUUAAAUAAUAAUCAUCAGAAUAAUGAAAAAGAUAUCACUUUGUCAUCAUUUGUUUUUUCUUCAUCAUCUUCAUCAUCAAGUCCAACUUAUUCUUCAUCAAAAAGCCUAGAAGACUUAGACAAAGAAAUGGAUAAAGAUAUUAAAAAACCUCUUACUGAUGCAAAAAGUAAACGAGCCUCCUUUCAAUCAAAUACUAAUCUUGCAUUCACAGGAUUAAAUAAUACUAAUAAAAUCUCAAUACCAUCUGUGAUUAAAUCUAAUGAGAAAAAAUUAGAGAAACAACCUGACAAAUCAAUACAUAAACCAUUUACAACUCCUGUAAUUGAUAUUAAUAAAACAAAGAGAACAAAUUCAGCACCACCACUUCAACGUCCAGCAUCUUCUGUUACUCUAGGAUGUUUACCAAAUACUUCUUCCAGAACUAAAGUAAAUAUAGUUAUUGAUACUCCAAAAAUUCUUUCAAAUAAAGAUGAAAAGAUGGAAAAGAAAUAUUUAAACCCAACAGAAAAUGGAAAUGGUAAAAAUGUCAAUUCAUUUACACCAAAUACAUUUAUACCUGUAUCGAAUAAUAGCUCAUCAAUCGAUAAGUCAAAAGCUUCAGUUAUUAAAAAAAGAACAAGAAAUGGAAAACGAAGGGUAGAAGAAGUGAAAAAAAAAAAUGAAUGCAAAUCAAACUUUGAUGUUGUAACUAUGGUUUCACUGAUUAGUGAUGCUGAUAGUGAUUCAGAAAUAGAAAAAAAUUCACCUCAUGAUAAUAAAUUAAUUCAACAAUUAAGGAAUAAUUUGCCUACUGUAUCUAUUAUUAAACAAUGUUCAACAAAUAUAACAAAUUUAGACAUUGUUAAUAAAACUUCUGAAGAUUCUUUCAUCUCUCGACGUGUUUUUAAAACAGUUUCUUUUCAACAAGAUUCGAUGGAAAGAGAAGACAAUAUACGAAAAAUAGAAACUGAAAAAAAAAAUGUAAAUUACAAUGAAGGGCUGUCAAAAAUGAUAAUGCAACAUCAAUCACAAUUACAAGAUGAUACACAUGAAGAGAAUCCCAAUACAUGGCAGUAUGACAUUAGUUCAAAAACUUCUCCAUCACCAAUUUAUUCUAAUUAUUGGAAAACUGAUGAAGAAGAAUCAUCGCCAGUUGUGGAUAAAGAGAAGAGAUGUUUGAUUGUACCAAUUGAUGAUCGAAUGGACAAAAAAAGGAAAUUGUUAUUACAGAGAACCAAAAGUGUGCCGUCUGAUGUUACGUAUAUGGAACAAUCACUGACAAUGCAGAUUGAGGAAAAAGAUUGUCCUAUUUCUUUACAAAGACAAAUCAAUGUUGGACCUUUUAUUCAUCAAACUCAAGCAAGCACAGUUUCAUUACAAGCAUCUCUUUCUAAAAACAAAAAUAAUGAGAGAAUAAAUUCAACAAAAAUGGAAACUCUUGAUGUUGAUGGUCAAUCACAAGAACCAUAUCUUAAGACAACCAAGGAAAGAGAAUGUUGGCAUUUGUACAAAAAAAUGUGCGAUAAGGGAGUAUGUGUAUCUUUUGAUACAGUUUUAAGGGGAAUGCUGACUCCAACAGAGUAUAGGUUACGAAGACGAAAACUUACUUAGCAAAGGAAACAAAGAGGAUUAUAUUUCUUCAGAAUCAGAACAAUACUAAUAAGUUGAAUUCAAGUUGAAAUAUGUAUCUUUGUAUUGAAAGUUUUAGUAAAGACGCAAAAAGAUAAGAUUUUAUCGUUUAUUAUUAAGUAUGAAAAAAUACAUUAAAUGAAAAAUAUUUCUGAGUCAAGAAUUUUUUCAUUUUUAAUCAUAAUCACAAUGAUAUGAGACCCCAAUGUGAAAGCGUUGAACAACCAGUAAAAAUAACCUGUAAUUUUGUGGUAAUCAAAGCAGAUAAA